Molecule: messenger RNA, 747 nt
Organism: Ceratina calcarata
Lineage: Eukaryota; Metazoa; Arthropoda; Insecta; Hymenoptera; Apidae
Exons: 2
Coding region: 18-698 (226 amino acids)
Molecular function (GO): FAD binding; blue light photoreceptor activity
Source: RefSeq, a predicted model, not a curated record
UCUUGUCACGUUUAGCCAUGAGCACGUCCACGUGCAGACUAAUAUUUUCUGCAAGAACAACGAAUACCAUGGAAGUUGCACGAUUAUUUAAUAACGCGAUAGAUAAAAAUAAUGGCAAGCGGUCGAUCAGUGGAUUACUUCUCAUUUAUACUGAUUUCAUAAUUCAUUUAAUCGAGGGUACAGAGGAUGACGUACUUCGACUGUGUCACGAUGCGUUCGCUAUCGAUUCAACGGCAAUGACAAACGUUAAAUGUUUAUACCUUCAGAGUGACGCGAAGAAAAGAUUCUUUGAAAAAUGGUGUUGGAAAAGAAUGAACGAUGAUGUUUUAAACGAUGACGCGUCAACGAAACUUGAGGACAAUUUCGAAAACGCUACCGUCGCGUUUAAAACGAUGAUUUUGAAUUUAUGUAAAUUGUACGCGGAACUGUCCACUAUACAGCGAUCGAUGAAUCAUGAUAAUUUUACUGAACACUUGGAUCUUGUAAUCGUUAAAGGAAAUCCGAAUGUUCCAUCGAAAAGAGACGUGGAAUUUGUACUUGAAAGUCGUUGGGGCUACGAUUUGGUAACGUUAGUAAAUCAUUAUCACAAUUUAAACUGUGCCUCCAAUUUUGAUGAUUACUCGCUGGCAUCUGAAGUUCUGCAAGAUAUUCAUCGUAAAAUUACAUCGCGAGUAACAUUCCAAAAUGAUCGUUAUUAAGCGCAAAAUGUGCUUGUUGAACAAUAAAGUACACUGUAGUAUCCACAUA